AUGGUCCUUUUCGUGUCGGCGAUCAUCAAUGGCAUCACUUGCCUCGGCGUGAUCUACAUCUACCCGGAUUUCCUGCGUGAUGCCUCUGAGCUCUCUUUUUGCGGUCACUGGCUUUGCUGCAUCUGGCUGUGGGCGAACACGCUCUUGAAUUAUGGUCAGGCGGUAUGUCGGGAUCCUGGAUUCGUUCCCCCGCAACGCCUCGGCAACGUGGGACCUGGAGCCCUGGAAGGCUAUCGGUUUUGCGCGCCUUGUAGUGAUGGCAAGCCCCCCGGCAGCCACCACUGCACAAUCUGCCGAAGGUGUGUUUUCGAUAUGGACCAUCACUGCCCUUUCAUUGGGAACUGUGUGGGACGAGGGAAUCGGCGGAGCUUUGUCGUGUUUCUAUUCUGGUCGACAGUAUCGGUGGCCUAUGUGCUGCUUAUCACACUUUGCCAUUGCUUGGACCACAUGGAUGACGUACUUCAGAACAUCCGGGAAAUUACUGCAAAGCUCCCGCCUUUGUCGAAGCGUACUCUGCCGUAUUAUGUUGUGCGAUUCUUGGAGCACACCUAUGUGGGCAUUCAUUUGCACGCUGCACCCUGGCUUUAG
Symbiodinium pilosum is the source of this 588-nucleotide messenger RNA. The record is from the annotation of a GenBank genome assembly. NCBI's taxonomy places the organism in Eukaryota, Dinophyceae, Suessiales, Symbiodiniaceae.